AUGGCGGGCAAGUCUCCAGCACGUUCUGCGCUCAGAGAAGGAGGACCGCCUAGCUCACCACGACUACCUUCACCUCCACCAUUACCCGAGCUGCAACUAGGUCCCAGGAGUCCUUCGAUCAAUGCUCCCGGAAAUGAGCUCAGCCUCGAUGAUUUGGCGACACCUGAUGAGGGUGCUGCUAGGAGAGUGCGACCGGGUACAAACGCUUUAGAUAUGGCAAGGGGCCCACCUUUCGUUCCUCUACACCAGCUAGAGUCGCCUUUCCAAUUGCAGGAAUACCUCAAAUCCUCCUAUGCGAGCAAGACUCUGAACGAAUCCUCUCAUACGCUCGUACCUAUCACGAAAGAGACAGCCAUGGAGCUUGCCACUCCUCCAAUACAGCAGGACACAGGAGAACCUGUCGAUCGUAACUUGUGGUUAUAUGAGUUGUGUCGAUUUCUAGUUCAGCGCACCAACAGGCUUAUUGUGUCGUUCUUUGCGGAUAGUCCUCCAUGCUCGAGUCAGACAUGUCCUGAGAUGCGCGCCUCGGAAUGGCAAUAUCUAUGUGCUGUUCACGAACCACCCAAGUCAUGCUGCGCUAUCGACUACUGUUGUCAUACGCUUGAUUGGGCCGCCAAUGUGCUGACAAGCACCAAGCACUUUCCAUCACGACUGUCUUUAGGAGGCGAGGGCGUGAGCGCGUCCCAAAGCAUGCGACAACUUACCAAUAUCUUUCGAAGGGUGUACCGAAUAUAUGCACAUGCCUGGUUUCAACACAGAGAGGCAUUCUGGAUGUUGGAGCAAGAGGAGGGACUAUACAAGUUUUUCAGAACAGUCUGUGAUGCCUACAGUCUCAUACCCGAGGACAACUAUACAAUACCACCAGAUGCAGAAGGUGAGAAGGAAGAUAUGCUCGAGACGCCUGUAAGCGAUAAAGGUGUGGGAAUACACAUCCUGAGAAAUGAUACACCAAUCAGCCAGCAGCAAAUGUCACAACCGAACGAGUCAGAACCAGUCCAGGUUCCUACCACAGCACCCACACAGAGGAGGCACAGGCAUACUCCAAGCACUGGCACACAAGUGAACUCGAUAGCAGAAGGAGCGGAAGAAGAGGAAGAGGCUGGUAAUGCAACCCAACUAUCGCAGACAGUAGUGUCAGAGCCAACCGCAACAUCGACGAGACAAAUGACUGCCUCGCCACCAAAAGUAGCACGUUCACCUAGGCCUGAAGGACUAUCAAUGCCAACAAGUGACCCUCAGCUGGAAGAUCUUCGCGCACCGGAAGACCCAACACCCACACCCGAAAGACGUGUCUCAGACCCGUUCUCAGAAACAGGAGUGUCAGCGUCAGCAGCAGAUUCAGCCGUGACGACAGAAGAGCUUGAAGCACCCCCAACAGUAACGGCCAUCAAGCCGCCUCCAUCCACGCUGACUGAGCCUGUGAAUAUUCAGCACCCUCAUGCAAGCAAAACACCAAUCCCGUCAUUGCAGAUGGAACCGCAGGCACAAACACCACCCCGAGUGCACGACGAGAACGAAGAAGUCCGUUCACCUAGUGGUGGAAGCAUCAGGACGGUCGGAGACGAUAUUCUCAGUGGUGUGCUUGCUCAUAUGGACGAAGACCACGAUACCACAGCAGGAGCACUACCCUCCUCUUCUGCAUCAGCACCUGACCCAACCGAUUCCACAUCCUCAGGAGAAAUCUCGAGCGUCAAUGCAAAUGAAACCUCUGGUGAGAAGCAGGUUGUCUCUACUCCAUCUACCCACGAGCUGACCACAGCAGUACAUCAAGCAGAAAAGAGCCGUGAGGUAGAUGCAGACGAGGAAAUGGAGGAGAUCAAGCUUGACAGAAUAAUGACUGCUGUGAAGGACAACGAGGAGGUAAAUAAGCAGAGCCCUACAGAAGCGAAAGAAGACGUCAAGGACGACGGGACGACUAAGGAGGAGACUGCUGCGGGUGUGGUUUGA
Messenger RNA from Lithohypha guttulata, 1947 nucleotides. RefSeq lists its product as uncharacterized. NCBI's taxonomy places the organism in Eukaryota, Fungi, Ascomycota, Eurotiomycetes, Chaetothyriales, Trichomeriaceae. The record is from RefSeq and is a predicted model, not a curated record. Gene Ontology annotation, cellular component: cytoplasm. The transcript has a single exon. Bases 1 to 1947 code for a protein of 648 amino acids.